UGUACACUAUACAUUCCUAAUAUUCAGUCUUUGAGUCUGUUUUGAAAAGUAAAAUAUCUGAAACAUGAAUGACGGACAUAUGAAUAAUAUCACAAAUAAAACUCGUUCAUUGUUAUUUUCAUCUAACGAUGCUAUAACCUGGGAUAAGAUACUUGUGGCCAUUGUUUUAUACGUCAUUACAGUUUUAACUAUAUUUGGAAAUGUGCUUGUGUUGAUAGCUGUAAAAAUGAAUAAAAAGUUGCAGACGACUUUUAAUUAUUAUAUAGUAAAUUUGGCGAUUACUGACGUAGCUGUUGCCGUGACUGCGAUGAGUUUUAUGGCUACACAUACUGUCCUAGGGUAUUGGCCAUUUGGAGAAGCUCUAUGUGCUCUUUGGAUAUUUUUCGACUACGGUAUGACAUUUGUGUCGGUGUUCACUUUAAACAUGAUAUCAGUGGACAGGUUUUGGAGCGUGAAAUGGAGUGUUCACUACAGACAACAUCAUACAAAACGGAAAUGUAUCAUCUCAAUUGUAUUUGUUUGGGUGUUCAUGCUAGUCCUGUGGGUUCCGCCAUGGUUGAUGGAUCGAUUGAGAAACAGCAAACCUGGUGAAUGCUUCUGGGACCCAUCUUUAAACAAGGAAUUUGUUUUUAUCGUCGCAUUACUUGGACACCACGCCCCAUUUUGCAUAAUGAUUUUAAGUUACACCCACGUGUUCCUGUUCAUGCGAACAAGAUCAAAAGUUGUUGAUGUUGUACGUCCCCAUGCACAAGCAACUGGAAAUAAUGAAAGUAUAGCGAAUAGUAAAAGUGCAACAAAAGAUUCACCAUCUGAAGUGCCAGCAAGCCAUUUAAAGGUUAAACCUGAUAAAAAUUAUUCACCACCAGCACAAUCAUUUUAUAACAAUGCACAAAGUACACAUGAAGGUCCUUCAGUUUCUGUUGUUCAAGUUCAAAAUACAGCUGCUUGUGGCAAUGAGGUACAAACUGCACGUGAAAGUCGGUUUACACGUGACAAGAAAGUAUUCGUUACUUUGACCUAUAUUAUCAUUGGAUAUGCGAUACUGUGGUUGCCUUUUCAUAUCAUUUUUGAUAUAGGAAUCGCGCAUCCUGGUUUGGUGCCGGAGGGAGUUUUGAACACAGCUUUCUGGAUGACAUAUUUUAACUCCACAAUAAACCCCAUAUUGUACAAUUUUAGUAGCUCCGAAUUCAAAAUGACAUUCCGAAAAAUAUUGACAUUCAAAAAGUGGUAAACAUUUGAAUUGAAAUAAACUGCUAACAUACAGAAAUCAACACAAAAAAACACAACAAAAAAACCACAAACAAACCCGUUUUAAAAUAUGUAUCAUUUAAAGUACACGUCAUUGAUACAAUUGGAAAUCGUUUUCAGUUUUGCCGAACGAAAUAAUAGAGGAACUAAAAAGAAGAC
Ruditapes philippinarum (Manila clam) is the source of this 1407-nucleotide messenger RNA. RefSeq names its product muscarinic acetylcholine receptor M4-like. The transcript is spliced from 3 exons. Gene Ontology annotation, molecular function: G protein-coupled receptor activity. Bases 65 to 1231 code for a protein of 388 amino acids. Gene Ontology annotation, biological process: adenylate cyclase-activating adrenergic receptor signaling pathway. The record is from RefSeq and is a predicted model, not a curated record. Lineage: Eukaryota; Metazoa; Mollusca; Bivalvia; Venerida; Veneridae. Gene Ontology annotation, cellular component: membrane.